GCUUCAUAUUCAUACUUUGAGCUGUCCCCUUCGUUACGGCCCGAUGUCCAACCUAGGUCCGCUUACUACAGUCUAUUCGGCUAGUGGAGCGAAUUGCAAUUCCAUAUAUAUGAAUGAUAACGGAGUAUUGAUAUACGGUACUGUUAGUCCAAGCUCAUCGUCUUGCUUUCCGACUAGCUUUGUGCCUUGGGAUGACAACUAUUACUCCCCGGGUAUUUGUCCAUCAGGAUACACUUACGCGUGUACUGCCGGUGUGGGAAAUGGAGGUACAGCAGCUACAUGUUGUCCGAUCAGCUACCAAUGUCGCAUUGGACGAGUAUCGAGUGACCCCGCUGCCUGCGAGUCUCUCAUGCUAACCGACAGCUCUUACACUGUUAGUCAGUAUAUAUCCAGCGGCUCGGAAACUUGGUCUUCUUUGGUCACCAAAUUCUACGCUUCAGGGAACUUUGUUUUCGCGGGAGGCGCGAUUGUACGGCGGGCCAGUAACGAUCCUGGAUGGUAUCAUAUUGAUUCCGUCUCAGGUACGGUAUCCGAACUGGCCACGCCCACUACUUCGUCGACUACGACUACGAACUCUCGGGUUAGCAGUGGCCUAACACAAGGAGUGACAAAAGAUAAUACUGGUACAAGCACCAGUCUAAGCACUGGCGCUAAGGCCGGCAUCGGAAUAGGAGUGAGUCUAGGCGUGUUGGUCAUAAUUGGGAUAGUUGUGACUGCGUAUCUCAUUGGCAAGAGGAAACGACAAGCUAUCCAGGGGGACACCUCAAACCCUUCGUUACAUGGUGGGCUAGGAUUUUGGGAUGCAAGACAAUUCCAAACCUGGCACGUACGGCUAGCGGAGCUCGAUGAGCAAAAAGGGCAUUCUGAGCUAAAUGGAGAACGUGAACCUGUAGAGUUAAUGGGUCAUCAAUAGGAUUUCAUGUAUUCAGAGCGUUCUUCAGAAUAUUGAAUCGGGAGCUGGAAAUUUCGGUACUAUCGUCUACCCUCUGUUCCUUCGAAAAUCCAGAGAUAAUGUGAACUAAUAUGAACAUCUCCAUUAAGUAGGUAUGAAGACUGUAUUCUAUUCUUUGUCAUUCUUUCCACUGGGUCUUGUUACUGCACAGCUUGAUAGCAAUAGUCUCCCCUACCACUAUUAGUCGUCCCUCCCGGGGACUAUCUCAGCUUGGGGCCCCCAAUUCGAGAAGUGGUAUUCAGAUCAUGCCGGCUUUCUGACCAACAUAUCGCUGAAUCUGCAACCUCGCCUUACGGGACUACCGCAUCGUCUAUGAGGCGCCUCAAGGUUCCUUAGAGACAAAAACAAUCUGUCGAUUUGUUAUCGCCACGAAGCAUGUAUUUUCAGUCAAUACGGAGACAAUUACCAAGCCAACGCUCAAGGAGCUUCGGUAGUGCUUGGUUUCAUUC
This is a messenger RNA of Annulohypoxylon truncatum, 1401 nucleotides long. RefSeq lists its product as uncharacterized. Lineage: Eukaryota; Fungi; Ascomycota; Sordariomycetes; Xylariales; Hypoxylaceae. The transcript has 2 exons. The record is from RefSeq and is a predicted model, not a curated record. The coding region runs from base 44 to 913 and encodes 289 amino acids.